UUCCCGUGGUGCAGCGCGGCCGCGGCCCCGCCGCGCCCGCCAUGUUGUCGGAGUGAUCGCGGCCGGGGCAGAGGCUGCGGCAGCGGCCGGGGGGGGCCCGCCAUCCGUCUGCAUCCGAGCGCUCCGCCCGUGCUGGUGGAAUGAGCGUAGCGUGUGUUUUGAAGAGAAAAGCAGUUCUGUGGCAGGACUCGUUCAGCCCCCACCUGAAGCAGCACACUCAAGAUACAGCUAAUCCCAACAUGCCUGUUGUACUGACAUCUGGAACAGGGUCCCAGGCUCAGCCACAGCCAGCUGCAAACCAGGCCCUCGCAGCAGGGACACACUCCAGUCCCGUUCCGGGCUCCAUAGGGGUGGCAGGCCGCUCCCAGGACGACGCCAUGGUGGAUUAUUUCUUCCAGAGGCAGCACGGGGAGCAGCUCGGGGGAGGAGGGAGCGGCGGCGGCUACAACAACAGCAAACACCGCUGGCCCACCGGGGACAACAUCCACGCAGAGCACCAGGUGCGUUCCAUGGAUGAACUGAAUCAUGAUUUCCAAGCCCUUGCUCUGGAGGGACGGGCCAUGGGAGAGCAGCUGUUGCCGGGUAAAAAGUUUUGGGAAUCUGAUGAUUCCAGCAAAGAUGGACCAAAAGGGAUAUUUCUGGGAGAUCAGUGGAGAGACAGUGCUUGGGGAGCAUCAGAUCACUCUGUUUCCCAACCCAUUAUGGUUCAGAGAAGACCUGGGCAGGGCUUUCACGUGAACAGUGAAGUGAACUCGGUGCUUUCCCCCCGCUCAGAGAGUGGAGGACUGGGUGUGAGCAUGGUGGAGUAUGUGUUGAGCUCGUCUCCUGGAGAUUCCUGCCUAAGGAAAGGAGGAUUUGGGCCAAGGGAUGCAGAGAAUGAUGAGAAUGACAAAGGGGAUAAGAAAAAUAAGGGCACGUUUGAUGGCGAUAAAUUGGGAGAUCUGAAGGAGGAGGGGGAUGUGAUGGACAAAACAAAUGGUUUGCCCGUUCAGAACGGGAUCGACGCUGAUGUCAAAGACUUCAGCCGCACGCCCGGGAACUGCCAGAACUCGGCGAGCGAGGUGGAUCUGCUGGGCCCCAACCAGAACGGAUCCGAGGGCUUGGCCCAGCUGGCCAGUACCAACGGGGCCAAGCCUGUGGAGGACUUCUCCAACAUCGAGUCCCAGAGCGUGCCCCUGGAUCCCAUGGAGCACGUGGGCAUGGAGCCCCUCCAGUUCGAUUAUUCCGGCACCCAGGUCCCCGUGGACUCGGCCGCGGCCACCGUGGGGCUCUUCGACUACAAUUCCCAGCAGCAGCUGUUCCAAAGACCCAACGCCCUGGCGGUGCAGCAGCUGACGGCAGCACAGCAGCAGCAGUACGCCCUGGCUGCUGCCCACCAGCCACACAUAGGUAUGUUUUCAGCAGGUUUAGCUCCUGCUGCCUUUGUUCCCAAUCCCUACAUCAUCAGCGCGGCUCCCCCGGGGACGGAUCCGUACGCGGCCGGACUGGCGGCAGCUGCCACGUUAGGCCCGGCUGUCGUCCCUCACCAGUACUAUGGAGUCACUCCCUGGGGAGUUUAUCCCGCCAGCCUGUUCCAGCAGCAAGCGGCCGCCGCCGCCGCCGCCACCAACUCAGCAAACCAGCAAACGACACAGCAAACCCAGCAGGGCCAGCAGCAGGUUCUCCGUGGAGGAGCCAGCCAGCGUCCCUUGACCCCCAACCAGAACCAGCAGGGCCAGCAGACGGACCCACUGGUGGCCGCGGCCGCCGUCAACUCCGCCCUCGCCUUCGGCCAGGGGCUGGCAGCGGGAAUGCCAGGGUACCCAGUGCUGGCUCCUGCUGCUUACUACGACCAAACCGGGGCCCUGGUGGUGAACGCGGGGGCCAGGAACGGCCUGGGGGCCCCCGUGCGCCUCGUGGCCCCUGCCCCCGUCAUCAUCAGCUCCUCUGCAGCCCAGGCAGCGGUGGCGGCGGCGGCAGCCUCGGCCAACGGAGCGGCGGGAGGGCUGGCAGGGACAACCAACGGACCAUUCCGGCCUCUGGGGACGCAGCAGCCCCAGCCCCAGCCCCAGCAGCAGCCCACCAACAACCUGGCCUCCAGCUCCUUCUACGGCAACAACUCCCUGAGCAGCAAUUCCCAGAGCAGCUCCCUCUUCUCUCAGGGCUCUGCCCAGCCCGCCAACACCUCCCUGGGCUUCGGCAGCAGCAGCUCCCUGGGGGCCACGCUGGGCUCUGCACUGGGAGGAUUUGGGACAGCAGUUGCAAACUCCAACACGGGCAGCGGCUCCCGCCGGGACUCGCUGACGGGGAGCAGUGACCUGUACAAGAGGACAUCGAGCAGUUUGACCCCCAUAGGACACAGUUUUUACAAUGGCCUUGGCUUCUCCUCCUCUCCUGGCCCUGUGGGAAUGCCUCUGCCCAGCCAAGGACCCGGCCACUCCCAGACUCCUCCACCUUCCUUAUCUUCACAUGGAUCAUCUUCCAGUCUAAACCUGGGGGGGCUGACGAACGGCAGCGGGCGCUACAUCUCCGCGGCCCCGGGCGCCGAGGCCAAGUACCGCAGUGCCAGCAGUGCCUCCAGCCUGUUCAGCCCCAGCAGCACCCUGUUCCCCUCGUCCCGGCUGCGCUACGGCAUGUCCGACGUGAUGCCCUCCGGCCGCAGCCGCCUGCUCGAGGACUUCCGCAACAACCGCUACCCCAACCUGCAGCUGCGCGAGAUCGCCGGCCACAUCAUGGAGUUCUCCCAGGACCAGCACGGCUCCAGGUUCAUUCAGCUGAAACUGGAACGUGCCACCCCAGCAGAGCGUCAGCUGGUGUUCAACGAGAUCCUGCAGGCAGCUUAUCAGCUCAUGGUGGAUGUGUUUGGCAAUUAUGUCAUCCAGAAGUUCUUUGAAUUUGGCAGCCUGGAGCAGAAGCUGGCCCUGGCAGAGCGCAUCCGCGGGCACGUGCUGUCGCUGGCGCUGCAGAUGUACGGCUGCAGGGUGAUCCAGAAGGCCCUGGAGUUCAUCCCCCCAGACCAGCAGGUAAUUAACGAGAUGGUUCGGGAGCUGGACGGGCACGUCCUCAAGUGUGUGAAGGACCAGAACGGGAACCACGUGGUGCAGAAGUGCAUUGAGUGCGUGCAGCCUCAGUCCCUGCAGUUCAUCAUCGAUGCCUUCAAGGGCCAGGUGUUCGCGUUGUCCACACACCCCUACGGCUGCCGCGUGAUCCAGAGGAUCCUGGAGCACUGUCUUCCCGAGCAGACCCUGCCCAUCCUGGAGGAGCUUCACCAACACACCGAGCAGCUGGUGCAGGAUCAGUAUGGGAACUAUGUUAUCCAGCAUGUGCUAGAACAUGGUCGGCCCGAGGAUAAGAGCAAGAUUGUAGCAGAAAUUAGAGGCAACGUGCUCGUGUUGAGUCAACAUAAAUUUGCUAGUAACGUGGUGGAGAAGUGUGUGACGCACGCGUCGCGCACGGAGCGGGCCAUGCUGAUCGACGAGGUGUGCACCAUGAACGACGGCCCCCACAGUGCCUUAUACACCAUGAUGAAGGAUCAAUAUGCCAACUACGUGGUGCAGAAGAUGAUCGAUGUGGCAGAGCCAGCCCAGAGGAAGAUUGUCAUGCACAAGAUCCGGCCUCACAUCGCGACCCUGCGCAAAUACACCUACGGCAAACACAUCCUGGCCAAGCUGGAGAAGUACUACAUGAAGAACGGGGUGGACCUGGGGCCCAUCUGUGGCCCCCCCAAUGGCAUCAUCUGAGGGGGCCCCAGCAGAGCCACCCCCGGCCCCCACAACCAGCAACCACCAACACCCCAACUCACACUAGAGAUCCACCUCGACGGUUGCUAAAAAAAAACUAAAAAAGAAAAAAAAAAAAAACAACAAAGAAAAGCAAAGCCUUUGUAAAUUUCUUUAAUUUUAUUAUGCAUAACAUGUACUAAUUAUUUUUUUUAAUUAACUAAUUGCCCUGCUGUUUUACUGGUGUAUAGAAUACUUGUACAUAGGUCUCAGAUGUACAUGGAAGGCCACAUUUUUUUUUUUUUGUUCACUGUUGUAUCUAUAUUCCAAAUGUGGAAACUUUCAGGGUGGUUGGUUUGAAGAAAACAAACGGGGGAAAAAAAAAAAACAACAAACAAACCCUUUUUAAUUCAUCUGCCUCACAGACAAAACAUUUUACAAACACUUCUUUGGUUUUAAUUUUUUUUUUUCCUUUUAGGCAAAAAUCAGCCAGAAGUUUGAAUUUCAGUUCAACGACCCGACGCAUUUAACGCUGUUUAUAAAUAACUAAAAAGAACAAAAAUUCAACUUAAAGCUUGGGUUUUAAAAAAAAAAACAAAACACACGCAAACCAAGAAAGAAAAUUCAGUUUUUAAACCUUUUUAAUUGCUUUCUUUCCGAUGUUUUUAUUUUAUUGGUGAGUAUAAACAUGCUGAAGGAGGGAGCUUAGCUGGCGUUUUGGGGGAGAAAACACCCAGAGGUUUUAAAAAAGUGGGGGGUGGGGGUACCUGUUUACUGCCUCCUCUGGUCUGUUCACCUGGAGAGACAAAAUUUGAUUAUUUAGCAUGAGGAAAAAAAAGAAAACACAAAAAAAAACACAAAAAUCCAACUCGGCUUUGGUCUUGCUUCUAUAAAUAUAUAGUGUAUACUUGGUGUAGACUUUACAUAUAUAAAAAUUUGUAGUAUUUUCUUGUUUUGAUGUCUGAUCUGUAUCUAUAAUGUACCCUAGUAGUGGAACAUACUUCUGACUGUACAAUUGUACAUUUGUAAACCUCUGUAAUGUAAAUGUGGAGAAGUUUGAAUCGACAUAAAAACCUGUUUUUUGGUAAGAAAACAAAAAAAAAAAGAAUUAGCAAAACCUGUGCAUUUCAGUGUAUAUUCACACCUUUUAUGGUCGUAGCAUAUAGUGUUGUAUAUUGUAAAUUGUAAUUUCAACCAGAAGUAAAUUUUUUCUUUUGAAGGAAAUGUUCUCUUUAUACAGCCUAGUUAAUGUUUAAAAAAAAAAGAAAGAAAAAUAAAUGCUUGGUUUUAUUUGUCACCUAGUUGAACGGUAGCGAUCCUUUCUAAAUGUUCUACAAAACUGAUUCAGUUCCAAAUAGUGUUUUUUUGACUCUUACAAAGUAAUGUUUUGCUUAUUUUGUGACAGUAAGAAACAAAAAAGUGCAAAAGUACAGCCCCCCCCCAGUUUUCCUUACAAUCAGAGUCCCUUUUCACCUUGUAAAGUGUGAAUCACCUCCCCUUUUUGUACAGAAGAUGAACUGUAUUUUGCAUUUUGUCUACUUGUAAGUGAAUGUAACAUACUGUCAAUUUUCCUUGUUUGAAUAUAGAAUUGUAACACUACACGGUGUACAUUUACAGAGCCUUGUGUAUAUUUCCAAUGAACUUUUUUGCAAGCACACUUGUAACCAUAUGUGUAUAAUUAACAAACCUGUGUAUGCUUAUGCCUGGGCGACUAUUUUUUGUAACUCUUGUGUAGAUUGUCUCUAAACAACGUGUGAUCUUUAUUUUGAAAAAUACAGAACUUUGGAAUCUG
Pseudopipra pipra is the source of this 5490-nucleotide messenger RNA. It is a transcript of the gene PUM1, whose product is annotated as pumilio RNA binding family member 1. The transcript is spliced from 22 exons. Gene Ontology annotation, cellular component: cytoplasm; cytosol. Gene Ontology annotation, molecular function: mRNA 3'-UTR binding. Gene Ontology annotation, biological process: miRNA processing; regulation of mRNA stability. The record is from RefSeq and is a predicted model, not a curated record. The coding region runs from base 141 to 3719 and encodes 1192 amino acids. Lineage: Eukaryota; Metazoa; Chordata; Aves; Passeriformes; Pipridae.